This is a messenger RNA of Leucoraja erinaceus (little skate), 1792 nucleotides long. RefSeq lists its product as uncharacterized. The coding region runs from base 1 to 1773 and encodes 590 amino acids. Lineage: Eukaryota; Metazoa; Chordata; Chondrichthyes; Rajiformes; Rajidae. Gene Ontology annotation, biological process: proteolysis. The record is from RefSeq and is a predicted model, not a curated record. The transcript has 12 exons. Gene Ontology annotation, molecular function: serine-type endopeptidase activity.
AUGGCGAUGGGAAUCUGGAAGCCAAGCAUCAUCCUCGUGAUCAGAGGUGUUCUGCAAAGCAGACACUCCACCUGCAUUGGAUUGAACAGAGUAAACUUUGGGAGCGUGAACGUUGAGCUGGUCCUGGAGUUCGGGGGCAACAACAGCAUCCCAGCCUCACUGAUGGAUGCAGUGGAGUCGGCAAUCCAGCAAAGCCUGACGCAAGUGAACAUGUCCACCCAGACCGGCUCACUCAACCACUUGCUCAUCGACAUCAACUCCAUCCAGUUCACCGAAAUCAACAAGCCACAAGCAGAGACUCUUUUGAAAAAAGUUUCUCUGGAUGGUUCUGCGGCACCAGAUUCCACCGUUGCAACCAGCACGGAUGUCCCAACACAACCCACCUCAGAUUCUGCACUACGAACCACUGGCGUCACAACAGACAAGACUGUUGCCAACAUUAACACCUCCACUGGAACCACAACAGGAUUGGUUUCCACAUGCGUGUACAAGCUGUGUACAACUUCCAUCUCUCUGACGCCUGCUCCUUGCAUCCUUUGUUCAGUUUCUCUUGAUGGUUCUGUGGCACCAGAUUCCACCGUUGCAACCAGCACGGACGUCCCAACACAACCCACCUCAGGCUGUGGUAAUAAAACUACAACUACCAGUAGGAUUGUUGGUGGGACCAACGCAGAAAAUGGCGAGUGGCCGUGGCAGGUUAGCCUGCAGAUCGGGGGGCACGUUUGUGGUGCCUCCAUCAUCUCCGACCGAUGGCUCAUCUCUGCCGCUCACUGCUUUGAAAGACGUAACGACCCAACCCGCUGGCAAGUGUACAUGGGAUCGGUGGAAUUGGGGACAGGCACCAGACGAGACAUCAGACGAAUCAUCGUCCACCCCGAAUAUGCAUUGAACACCCCAAAAGACUAUGAUGUUGCUGUCCUGGAACUGUCCAGCCCACUCAGCCUCUCCAGUGUCAUCUACCCAAUCUGCCUCCCGUCCAGUGAACAAGUGUUCCCCAGCGGCCAGCAGUGCUACAUCACAGGAUGGGGCGCUCUCGCUUACGAAGGUACGGACUACUUUUCAGCAAGAGUGCUCAGAUUACCCGUGGAUUGCCUCAAGGUGGCAAAGGCAGAAUUUGAGCAUAUGUUGAAGCUCAGGAACAUCCGCAGGUCUAGUAGCUGCUGGGCAUCACCUCUUCACAUGGUCCGGAAGAAGUCUCCUAGAGAUUGUCAUCGCGUGACGGAGAACGGCAUCCUGCCCAGUGAAUCAAAGGUGCAGGAGAUCCAAAAUUACCCAGUGCCAAAUUCGUUAAACCAAUUAUGGCGAUUUUUGGUGAUGAUGAAUUUCUACCGCAGCUUUCUACCGAGCGCCCAGAUGCUGCCUGACCCGCUGAGUUACUCCAGCACUCUGUGUAUAACACAGGUAAUACCUUUAUCCAAUGUACUGCUGCACCUCAGUGAUGUGACGACUUUAGUGUUUAAAUUGUUUUUUCCAGGAUACUUAUCCAACAUCCUACAAGAAGCAGAAGUGUCGGUUAUUGAUGACCAAACAUGUAGGAAUGCCUACGGAUCCAUUAUCACUCCGAGAAUGCUGUGUGCUGGUGUAUUAACGGGAGGAGUAGAUUCAUGUCAGGGGGAUUCUGGAGGACCCUUGGCCUGCAGUGACUCGAGAGGAACCUGGUUCCUGGCGGGAAUCGUCAGCUUUGGCGACAUAUGUGCUCGACCCGACUUCCCUGGCGUCUACACGCGUGUGACAGCCGUGAGAGACUGGGUGGAACAACAGACAGGGGUGUGAUCCAGCCCGCACCCCCCCC